AGACAGACAGUUCAUAAUACAAUUCGGUGAGCGUAGGUUAUUCGGUUCGUGCGUUGUCGAUUUAUCUAAAAUACACCUGUGAGACACUGUGACAUUUUCAAUUUAUUUAUUUUUUGUGUAUCGAAAUUCUAUAAAUAAAGUGGAUCGUUUGUGAUAAAGCCACAUGAUAAACGCAUUGGCGUCAUUUGCGAGUUCAAUUUAAUUUAUUUAUUAUGGAAAUGUUUGUAUAAUCUCGCGUUAUUUGAAAGAAUGGUUAUGACCGCAAUUCGUUCUGUGCUUUGUGUUAACAAUAUGAUUAGUGCAUCAUUACUACCUUAAGAAGAAUCUUUUAUCAAUACUAAACUGUGUGUAUAUCCAUUGGGGGAGCUAUUAAACGAUUCUAUCAUUGGAUUUUAAACAUCUCAACAUUGGUGACAAAACACGACGAUUCCGAUAGCUAAAUAAUGACGCGGAUGGAAAUCCAACUUCAGUAUUUUACUUGAUUGAAGAACCCCAAACCGCAUAGCAACGAGAUGACUUCAAUCAAUCACCACCACUAUCGACCCCAUCACCAACAUCACAUGACAAAAUUUCUAUUUCUGUGCACAUUAUUCAUGGCGACGAUAUUUCCAUCGUGUAAAUGUUCCUCAAACAGUUCAAAGUUGGGCGUCCAUAUGAUACGAUCGCCUGAAUCGACCAUAGCACCGUUACGCGACGAGGUGCUAUUCGAAUGUGAAUUGAAUCUCAGUCCGGAUCGAUUGGAAUGGCGUUUCCGGUCGGCGACGUCUAAUGGACUCUCGGACGACUAUUUGUAUUUAACGAAAAAUGACCGAUACAACAUCACCACCUUCGAUGGAACAUCGAAGCUACGUGUCUACGUCAAUCAAAAUUCAGUCGGUGAAUACCAGUGCGUCGCUUGGUUUGGUGCUUCAGCGUUGGCAUCCAUUCCAGCUAGAUUAACAUUAGCAGCAAUAAGUUUAGAUAAUAAGACAUCACUCAAUAGUAGUAGUGAAGAUGGUACGACAUUAAGUCGUAACCUACCACUUCAAAUUGUACAUUGGAAAGUCCAUCCGGGAAAUAGUAUUUUAAUUAAAUGCGGUGACGUGGUGUCGAAUCCAGCACCUGCAUGGAGUUUUUUCAAAGACGAUAGCCCAGUACCCACCUCAGUUCCUCAAUUAUCGUCCGGUUCACUUAUAUUGCAAUCAAUCACGUCUGAACAUUCCGGCAUGUAUUCUUGUUCAGCAGUCAACUCAAUCACCGGAAACGAAAUAAAAUUGCGGCAAAAAAUCGAACUCGUUGUCGAAAGUACGGCGAAGAGUGCGCCAAAAUUUCUAGUCAGUCCAGUGCAAAAGUUUGCCGUAAAGCCAGGCGCUACAGCAAUACUUGAAUGUCCCGGUGUAGCCAAUCCCAUUCCAAAAGCCGUUUGGAGCCGACCCGAUGCAGCCAUCUAUAACAAUCGUACAACGGUUUUGAACUAUGGCCUACAGAUUUUGGAUGUGAUGCCAGACGAUCGCGGAAUGUACGUAUGUCGUCUAGACAAUGGCAUUACGCCCGUUUUGGUGCAUACAAUACAGUUAGAAGUGCAAGAAAUGCCUAGCAUAACCGAUGGCCCACAGGAAACGUUAACGAAUGAAGGCGAUUCGCUGGAACUUCGAUGUAUGACUCGUGGAUAUCCACAGCCCAUCAUUUACUGGAUGAUCAAUGGAGCGGAUACGAAAUGGGAUCCGCUGAUCAAAUCGAAUGGAAGUUCGCUUGUUAUUGAAACCGUGCAGAAGAAACAUGCUGGAAUAGUGCAGUGUUUUGCAAAAAAUGAUGCUGGAGAGGUCAACUUCAGCAACCUACUUCAAGUUAAGCCGAAACAAAUAUCUGGUGAAUUAGGACUGCAACCGCUGGGUACUUUUCCGCAAACAACGAGAGCCAACGAUCAUACGGGAAAACCGGCUAAAGGACAUAAAAAGCACAAACACACAAUGAUUCCUCCGAGUCGACCGUCGAUAACACGUCUAUCCGAUAACAAAGUUAUGGUUCGAUGGACGGUGCCGGCCAAAGGUGGUUUGCCCAUUAGUUUCUUCAAAGUGCAAUAUCGAGUGCUCGGUGAUACUUCGAAAAAAGUUCCGCGUACCAUUUGGAUGACCGAUUCAGAAGACAUUCUACCCGAAGUUCGAAUGUACGAACUGGACAAUCUGAAACCAGACCAUUACUAUCGCUUUCGCAUUGCUGCCGUUUACUCGAACAAUGACAACAAGCUGAGCAAUGUGUCGACGAAAUUCUUAUUACAACGUGGAUCGCAGCUGGGUCCGUUCAAGAGCAAUUUGAUUGCACCGAAUUUGACGAGAGUGGAAGCCAUUUCGGAAACUGCUAUCGUAUUGCAUUGGUUGUUCCCAUCGCGGCCAACAAGUCCGGUCGAUGGUUUUUAUGCUUACUAUCGUAAAGCAUCGACUGCCGGCGAAUAUAUGAAGGCUACGGUGGAUGGUAUGCAGACGAGACAUUUUAAAAUCGAUCAUCUGGAACCGGGAACGGCUUACGAAUUUAAAUUGCAAAGUUUCACAGCAUCGGCUGCUUCCGAUUUCUUGGCCAUUAUAACCGGGAAAACUUUGAAACCAUCGACACCUCCGCCAUUAACUGAUACUUCUGAAAAUGAGACAACAGUGAACACAUCAAAGUCUUAUUUACCGUUAAUAGCUGGUGGCACUGGUGGUGGUUCCUUAUUGUUGUUCGCCACAAUCUUAGCCUGUGUCUGUAUGAAACGUAGGAACGCUGAUCGUGAUGAUGAUGCGAACGAAAACAAAGCUCAUCCUGAUCACAUCCAGGCCGAACCGAAUGGAUUUGCUGGGGCCAAUGGUAGAGGUGGUCUUAUUAGUUCACCAAUUCAUAAGAGUAGUCGAUUGAAUGGUGUCGUUCCUCGUAUGAACAUAACGUCGAAUCCACUAGCCCAAGAUGGCGAUAAGAAUUCAGCGUGAUUGUUCUAGAAUCGCAAUGUGAUGGAGCUCCGGUUUCUACCUGUUGCCGCCGUCCAACAAAAUAACAACCAUACGCAACCGGGUGACGCCCAGCAUCGCCGAACGCUGGAACGAAGCACACGCAAUUUACAGUAUGCCGGCGGUACAGCUGGCGAUGGUACAAAUAAAAUGCUGCACAAUGACAACGGCGUGAAUGCAUCGUCGAUGCGACGAACGCGUCGGACGUCUGGUUCGGGACCGGGUAGUCCGAGAGUGGUGCGUGGCGUUAGUUCGGAAUUGUUGCAUAACCGUUCGCCGAUGCCAGUACGAGCGCAUAACAGUAAGCGAAAUCGAUUGGGUAGUCGAACCGAGAACAUGUCGUCGGGUAGUCUAAACAGUAUUGAAGUUUAAGGGAAGAAAAUGGAUGUAUGGAAAAGUAGAAAAAAAAAGAAAUAUUUUUUUUGCUUCGCAUUUGGCGGGCGCAUAACAUGAAGAAAGAAACAAGACGUGUGAUAUUUUCUCAAUAUUAAUUUUGACGAAAAAAAAAAGUUUUUAUAAAAGAAGUCCUCUCCGAUGUAAUUGUAAAUCUUUUAAAUGAAACAAAAGACAAUUUCUCCUAGAUACUUAAGUAUAUAAGUAAGACACGACUGCGGGUGGGAUAGGAACACAGCGGUCAAUUAAUUUAUUUUACAUUUUAAUACAAUUUCUAUUUUGUAAGACUAGGUUCCUUAGAAUAAUUAGCGAAAAAAAAGUUUAUUUAA
Molecule: messenger RNA, 3679 nt
Organism: Bradysia coprophila
Lineage: Eukaryota; Metazoa; Arthropoda; Insecta; Diptera; Sciaridae
Gene: boi
Product: brother of ihog
Biological process (GO): cell-cell adhesion; axon guidance
Cellular component (GO): plasma membrane; axon
Molecular function (GO): protein binding
Source: RefSeq, a predicted model, not a curated record